Molecule: messenger RNA, 4515 nt
Organism: Haliotis rubra (blacklip abalone)
Lineage: Eukaryota; Metazoa; Mollusca; Gastropoda; Lepetellida; Haliotidae
Product: cytosolic purine 5'-nucleotidase-like
Molecular function (GO): 5'-nucleotidase activity
Source: RefSeq, a predicted model, not a curated record
GGGCAUGUAGUGCAGGGACAAACAAAUCAUGGUCUGAACAUGCGGGUGAAUGUGGCCAAGUACAAGGAUGAAGAAAAGACUGAACAAAUUCAGAGUUACAAGUCCACCUCACAGUGUCGAUUAUUUGAAUACCCAAGAUUUGUACAUAGCCUGAGCUUCCACCCCUGACUGUACAACAUGGCAGCUCCUGCCAUAGCAAACGGUGCCAGCACCAAUGGUGUCCAUAACAACAGUGAACCCUGCCCUCGGAGAUACAGGAGAGAGCCUCAUCACAGAGUCUUUGUCAACCGAAGCCUUCAUCUGGAAAAGAUCAAGUUCUUUGGCUUUGACAUGGACUAUACACUUGCAGUGUACAAGUCACCUCAGUAUGAAACGAUGAGCUUUAACCUCUUGAAGCAGAGACUGUUGACCAUUGGCUAUCCUAAGGAAAUUGGCGUGUUUGAGUAUGACCCCUCGUUUCCUGUCAGAGGUCUGUGGUUUGACAAGUGGUAUGGUAACCUGCUCAAAGUGGAUGCCUAUGGAAAUAUUCUUGUCUGUGUGCAUGGUUUCGAUUUCCUUAAGCCCAAUGAGGUGGCAGAGCUUUAUCCAAAUAAGUUCUUGGCUCUGGAUGAGAGGAGACUGUUUGUGCUCAAUACACUGUUUAAUGUCCCAGAAACCUACAUGUUAGCCUGCAUAAUACGUUACUUCUCAUCAUGUAAGCACUACACAAAAGAGAAGGAAGGUGUAAGGAGUGGAGAAUUGUACAUGUCAUUCAAGUCAAUAUUCCAAGAUGUCCGCUCAGCUGUUGACUGGCUUCAUUACAAUGGCUCCUUGAAGGAUGAGACAGUGAAAGAGAUGGACAAGUAUGUGCACCGAGAUGAGAGACUUCCGCUGCUGCUACAGAGAUUGAGGAAGCAUGGCGCCAAGACGGUGCUGAUAACGAACAGCGAAUAUGUUUACACUCAUAAAAUUAUGACCUACCUGCUGGACUACCCAUCUGAGGAUGGUACCGUACAGGAGUGGUCCACCUUCUUUGACUGUGUUGUGGUGGAUGCCAAGAAGCCGCUGUUCUUUGGAGAUGGGACAACUCUCCGACAAGUGGAUAGAAGGACAGGGUCCCUGAAGCUUGGCGACCAUGUUGGGGCCUUACAGCCCGGGCACAUAUACUCAGGAGGGUCCUGUGAUGUGUUAUCCCAGCUUCUUGGAGCCAAGGGACGUGAUGUUCUGUAUGUUGGUGAUCACAUAUAUGGUGACAUCCUCAAAUCAAAGAAGAAGCGUGGAUGGCGGACAUUCCUUGUUGUUCCUGAGCUUGGACAGGAGUUGAGGGUGUGGACAGACAAGCAGGAACUCUACAAACAGCUGGAACACCUGGAAGCUGUGUUGGCCGAUUUGUACAGAAACCUGGACAGCAGUACAAACGAUAAACCGGACAUCAGUGGUAUCCAGCAUUCUCUCCGGGAUGUGGUUCACAAGCUAGACAUGUCUUAUGGCAUUCUGGGUAGUCUCUUCAGGAGUGGUUCUCGGCAGACAUUUUUAGCAUCCCAGGUGAUGCGAUAUGCUGACAUCUAUGCUGGGACAUUCCUGAACCUCCUUCACUACCCAUUCUGCUACUUGUUCCGGGCUCCUGCCAUGCUGAUGCCCCAUGAAUCUACUGUUGAACAUGAGCCUUCACUGAAGGAGAAAGAAGAGGAUUUCACUGGAAUUGUGAGGAAUCGCUCAGUCAACGGCACACCUGAACUUGGAAGCCCUAAGAAACGAGCUCGUCAGACAUCAUCACCAUCGAAACAUGUGCUUCAUCUUCGAGCCAACACACCCCGUAAAGUCACUCAUACACAUGAUGAGGAUGAUUCCGAUGACUCUGAAUCUUCCGGUGUCAAUAGUGAUAAGUCUGUUUAAACUUGCUAGUCACAGCACAGUCAACUAGAUCUAUGCAAUAAUGUAGACUCUAUGGGUUGUGGAUCUGUGAAGUGCCAGGUACGCAGCAGUGGGAUGAAUUGUCUUUCUGGUUUGUGUGGGUUGUGUAGACGAGAGUAUGAUUGCUGCCUGUCUGUGGUUCAUGUGGGAUGCUUUCGGGAACCAGGGGAUGUGUGAAGGACAUCAUGGUUGUCAUGGCUGUGUGUCCAUUCUUCCUGUCUGUGGUUCAUGUGCGAGACUCUCAGGAACCAGGGGAUGUGUCAGGGACAUCACGGUUGUCAUGGCUUUGUGUCCAUUGUGCUUGUCUGUGGUUCAUGUGCGAUACUGCCAGGAACCCGGGGAUGUGUCAAGGACAUCACGGUUGUCAUGGUUGUGUGUCCAUUGUGCUUGUCUGUGGUUCAUGUGCGAGACUGCCAGGAACCCGGGGAUGUGUCAAGGACAUCACGGUUGUCAUGGUUGUGUGUCCAUUGAGCUUGUCUGUGGUUCAUGUGCGAGACUGCCAGGAACCCGGGGAUGUGUCAAGGACAUCACGGUUGUCAUGGUUGUGUGUCCAUUGUGCUUGUCUGUGGUUCAUGUUUGAGACUGCCAGGAACCAGGGGAUGUGAAGGACAUCACGGUUGUGAUGGAUCACUGUGUGUCCAUUGUGUAUCCGGUGUGUUUGUGCCUUGUUCAUGAUUUGUCUUAGUAAACCACAGUUGACAAGGAAAACAGCAAAGACACAGGGCAAUAUACAGUUCAUUUUGAACUGUUGUGCACAAGAGGCAUUUUACUUACAAAAACAUCAAAAUACUGGGGCAUGUAUUAUUUGGUGUCUGACUUUUCUUAUGCAAAUUAAGGUGCAUGGUGACUUCGUGUGAAAUAUCCUUAUCAAUAUUCUUUCAUGAAAAUACUUUUACUUCUUUUCCUAACCUUUCUAGUAGGAUAGUGUUGCAUAUUUAUGUGAUUAUUUAUCAGAAAAGUAUUGCUUGACAUAUAAAGUUUUAUUAUUUACAUUUGUUGAAAGUACAAAGUCAACCUUGUAUAUGUUUUGUUUUGUGGGUUUGUCUUUUAUUUUUCAUCAAUACACUGUUCUUGUAGAGGAUUUGUUAUUACCACAAAUUAUGUUAAGUAUAAUCAUGAACAUGAUGAAACACCAAAACAUAUUUCAUGACUUGAUUGAAAUAAAUGAAACAUUGAUUUGAAUAAUAAUGCCUUCUCAAGUAGGUAUUUAGCACUUGAUAUAUUUACACUGGCAGUGGUAGAUAUGUGUCAAAUGUCAAAUAAAGGAUGGAAAUAUUUAGAAAGCAAACAAACAAUUGUGAACUGGUAUCAUUUAGGAUGUACAGUGGUGUGUGGUUGAUGGCUUUGCCUAGCUGAAAUAGUAAUCAUUUCAUGCUCAUUAACCUUCUUGGUUGCCAGUCACAUAGUCUUAGUAUGAGUUAUACUUGCACUUCCAUAACACAAAAUACUGAGGUGAGGUCAUGUUUCAGUAUUGCUUGCUAUACUGUUCUUUGUUAAUGCCAGUAUUCAUCCAUUGUGAACAUGAAGGUAUAUUGAUGUUUGUACUUCGUAUAGCUAAGAAGUAGCUUAUUCACAUAUACUUAGUAUAAACUUGGAUGGUGAUGAUAAUAAAUAAUGUGUGUACUUAAAGUAAAUGAGGCUCCAUAGACAAGAAUCAUGCUCAAAAUGCUGACACUGUUGUCCCGGUCAAUGGAUCAGUGUACACUUGAUUAACAUUCUCAGCUUCCUGGGGAUCAUUCAAUUCAACCUGCUUUGCCAGACAGUAGAAUGUUCACAGUCUCCAUACUUCCGGGUUCCCAAUUUUACUGCUGUGUGAACAGAGGCAUAUUCAAACAGCCUCCACAUGUGUGCAUGUGUUUCUGUGUAGGUCAGGAUGAAGCCCAAGAUAUUGGAAGGAGUCUGACUCUGAAGAGUUGAACACACUGAUGCUGUUACUGCUGAUGUAUCAAUGGCAAACAUUCCUAUCAGCCUCUUUAACAUUAUUAUAUGCAUGUAUGUCCUCAUCUGUACACACUACUGAUAAUUCAAUCUUGGGGUAAUAAUCACCAGUCUUCGCCAGAACAAUAUAUCCUAACUCUCAUCUUAUUUCAUGACGUACUAACGGGAUUGGUUGGUCAGGUUCGCUGACUUGGUUGACACAUGUCAUCGUAUCCCAAUUGUGUAGAUCGAUGCUCAUGCUGUUGAUCACUGGAUUGUCUGGUCCAGACUUAAUAAUUUACAGACUGCUUCCAUAUAACUGUAUGUGGCAUUAAACAACUAACAAACAAACAAACAAUUUCAUGACGUUGUUGUUACAGAAUUUAACCGGCAGUGUUAGGAGGUGUGUAGCUGUGCCUUACCUGUAUGAUUUCUUACAUGACUGUUUAAUGUUACUCCAUCUGUUCAUUAAUUUCAGAAAUUCCCUUUUCUAGUCAGCAGACUUUGACAUAUACUAUGUCUCAACCCUGUUAGUUUGACUGGUACUAUGUACGCUGUUAUUUGACUGGUUUCUACUGUAUUUGUUGAGUGUUGAUAUGUGUUCAUUGAUAGCUUGUCUUGUUUAACAGGCAGGUCCUUAAGUGUCUUGUUUAAUAGUCCUUGUUUACCUUAUCAAGGAGGUUCUUGAGUACCUUCAAAGAGGCA